Molecule: messenger RNA, 1806 nt
Organism: Fonsecaea nubica
Lineage: Eukaryota; Fungi; Ascomycota; Eurotiomycetes; Chaetothyriales; Herpotrichiellaceae
Exons: 1
Coding region: 1-1806 (601 amino acids)
Source: RefSeq, a predicted model, not a curated record
AUGUCCAUAAGCUCAGAAAUAUCGUACAAAUACGAACCUCUUCCAGCUGAAUCCAUUCGACUGCUUUAUCUCCAACCGGGAAGUGAGAGUGACCACAUCGCUUGCGAUCUGGUGGCCACUCGGGUCGAGGACGGCAUGCCAGUCUUCGAAGCACUUUCGUAUACGUGGGGAGACCUCACCGUCACACGAGCAAUAUCAUGUGGUGGCUGUUCACUAGCAGUCCACAGCAAUGCGUGGCACGCGCUGUCGGAACUCCGCCAGGCGCAGGGUGUCCGUGUCCUUUGGAUUGAUGCCCUAUGCAUAAACCAGGGGGAUUUGGAAGAGAGGAACAUGCAGGUUCAAAUGAUGCGGGAGAUUUAUGGUCGUGCGUCUCGUGCGGUUGUCUGGCUCGGCCGGCAAAUGGAUAACACGGAUCAAGUCUUCGCACUGAUCUCGAAGCUCUCGACAAUGACGACGGUCGACAACCUCGACCACCAGACUGUUGCGUACACACAUGAUGAUCUUAAAGUGGGUGACCUACCAGAUGCUUCUGACCCGGUCUGGAGGGGUCUUGAUCAACUUCUGUGGAGCUCUUGGUUCUCUCGCGUCUGGAUCAUCCAGGAAAUCACCUUGGCCAGGGAAGCGCUCGUUUUCUCGGGCUCAGCCUCCUGUGGCUGGCACCAGUUGGAACUGGCAGCGAGGUUCGUGGAAGACCACUCGCUCACCAUGCUUGUGGAUGUCGACCCGUCCCAGGUCAUCCGACUGGCGCGUCUCAAGGCUCUCGCUUCUCGUGCUGAGACAUCCAUUCUCGAGAUUCUGCAGCAGAGCCGCUCAAGCAAAUCCACGGAUCCGAGAGACAAGAUAUUUGGCCUCUUGGGCUUGACCCCAUCAUUCACCCUGAUAGUCCCGGAUUACAACAUGGCAACGCAUGACUUACACACAGCAUUCGCCCUCAAGAUGAUGGAGGUACACCAAUCCUUGGACAUUCUCAACUACACAGAGAUCUGGGCCGACUAUACUCUCCCCGCGGAGUCUCUCGACAAAACCCCCUCCUGGGCUCCAAACUGGUCGCUUUCCGGACUGACACGGCCUCUCCCUGCCACGGCCGAACUGAAUGCGGGCAACAGGGUGAUUUUUCACACAUCGCCAGACUCUUCCCUUCUUCACGUCUGGGGAGUCGACCUGGGCACCGUCGAUGGUGCCGGUGACACGUUCCUUGAGUGGAUUCCACGACCAGGAAACUCAGUGCGAGGCGCCCGUCCCAUCAACUGGGUGACGGACGCGUACCAGAUGAAGCGCUGGCGGCAGUGGCAGCGCAUGUCUGGAGGAACCGCCACCCACUACCCGACCGGUGAAGACACGCGGGAAGCCUACAUCCGCACCAUCGUCGCGAACGUCCUGCCCGACGGCGCGCACGAUGGCUGUGCUCUGCAGUCUUAUUACGACGCUUGGCUGCGUUUCUGGCGCGUCGGCGGGCGCGAGCGAGGCCGGUACCUGGACGCCUACAUCCGACAGAGCGACCCGGAUGAGCUUCAACGAGCCAUAUCGUUCAUGGAAUCCCACCAAGCGGCCGCAUACGGCCGGCGGUUUCUGAUCACGAAGAAUGGCUAUUUCGGCCUCGGCCCCUUUAAAUCCCGCCGAGGCGACGUGGUCGUGGCCCUGUGCGGAGGUAAGACGGCCUACGUCCUCCGAAGACAGGGAAGACGGCACUUUGCGCGGCGAACACGUACCGAAUACUGGAAAGUCAUUGGGGAAUGCUACCUUCACGGCGUGGAUCGAGAUGUCAUUCUCACCCGCACCAACCACAAAGAAUACAUCCUUACCUAG